Messenger RNA from Lithohypha guttulata, 1185 nucleotides. RefSeq names its product cell wall protein Ecm33 (gene ecm33). Gene Ontology annotation, biological process: fungal-type cell wall organization. Lineage: Eukaryota; Fungi; Ascomycota; Eurotiomycetes; Chaetothyriales; Trichomeriaceae. The record is from RefSeq and is a predicted model, not a curated record. Bases 1 to 1185 code for a protein of 394 amino acids. Gene Ontology annotation, cellular component: fungal-type cell wall; plasma membrane. The transcript is spliced from 2 exons.
AUGGCCAAAUUCAUCCUUCCUGCGCUUGCCCUUGCUGGCACUGCUCUCGCACAAUGCGACGGUCCUUCAUUCACAAUCAGUGCAUCAGAAGAUGCAUCACAACUUGCAAGCUGCCAGACGUAUGAUGGCGAUAUCAUUAUUGCUAGUGAGGUUUCUGGUCAGGUUCAGCUCAAUGGUGUUAGCAGCAUCACCGGAGAUCUAAGAUGCACAAACGCCAGCCAGCUUACAGCUUUGUCGGCAGACCGACUGUCGAGCAUUGGAGGUACAUUUGACUUGGAAGAACUGCAGAUUCUGAGCUCUCUACGAUUGCCGUCAAUAAGCCGGGUGAAUCGCGUCCGCUGGAUUGCUCUCCCGGGUCUGCAGUCUCUGAACUUUGGUGCCGGUAUCAACGCUGCCAAUAAUGUUUACAUCUCCAAUACAGGUCUGACUGACCUGAGGGGUAUUGAGCUGACCGCUGUUGGAGCUAUGGACAUCAAUAACAACCAAUAUCUCAGGACGAUCAACGUCAAUUCGCUGACCAACGUUACCCAGGCCCUGUCAUUCUCCGCCAACGGCAUGAACCUGGCAAUCGAGUUCCCCAACCUCGAGGCUGCUGGCAACCUGACAUUCCGAAAUGUCUCCAGCAUCUCAAUGCCAUCGCUCGCCAACGUUCCAGGUUCUAUUGGCUUCUAUUCAAACCCCUUCGAGAGCUUUGCCGCACCCAACUUGACCGCGACGGGUAACACAAUCGCUUUCGUGGACAGCCCUAUGCUCAGCAACCUCUCCUUCCCAUCUCUCGAGCUCAUUGGUGGUGGUCUUCUGCUUGCCAACAACUCUGAGUUGACGCAAAUCGCCGGCAGCUUCCCAGCUCUUUCCACCAUCAACGGUGACAUCAACUUCUACGGUACCUUCGAGAACGUUGCUUUCCCAUCCUUGACUGAUGUGAAAGGUGCUGCCACAGUCUAUACUUCAAGCACGAACGGAACUAUCUGCGAUCUAUUCAACCGGGCUAAGACUGGACAAGCUAUCAAGGGUCAGGUCACCUGCGAGACUGGCUCGACCAACACUGCCAACAAUGGUACAGGCACUCGCAGUGGCAGUGGCAGCUCAAGAAGCUCGGGAGCUGCUGUGGCCAACCUCAACUUUGAUCCAAGUGCACCUCUGACCGGCUUUGCUGCCUUUGUCGCUGCUCUUCUCUUCAUUUGA